This is a messenger RNA of Schistocerca serialis cubense, 5712 nucleotides long. Its product is annotated as trichohyalin-like. Lineage: Eukaryota; Metazoa; Arthropoda; Insecta; Orthoptera; Acrididae. The transcript has 3 exons. The record is from RefSeq and is a predicted model, not a curated record. Bases 1 to 5712 code for a protein of 1903 amino acids.
AUGUUCGUACCUGGUGAGGCCACCCCCAAGGCCACCCCCAAGGCCACCCCCAAGGCCACCCCCAAGGCCACCCCCAAGGCCACCCCCAAGGCCACCCCCAAGGCCACCCCCAAGGCCACCCCCAAGGCCACCCCCAAGGCCACCCCCAAGGCCACCCCCAAGGCCACCCCCAAGGCCACCCCCAAGGCCACCCCCAAGGCCACCCCCAAGGCCACCCCCAAGGCCACCCCCAAGGCCACCCCCAAGGCCACCCCCAAGGCCACCCCCAAGGCCACCCCCAAGGCCACCCCCAAGGCCACCCCCAAGGCCACCCCCAAGGCCACCCCCAAGGCCACCCCCAAGGCCACCCCCAAGGCCACCCCCAAGGCCACCCCCAAGGCCACCCCCAAGGCCACCCCCAAGGCCACCCCCAAGGCCACCCCCAAGGCCACCCCCAAGGCCACCCCCAAGGCCACCCCCAAGGCCACCCCCAAGGCCACCCCCAAGGCCACACCCAAGGCCACACCCAAGGCCACACCCAAGGCCACACCCAAGGCCACACCCAAGGCCACACCCAAGGCCACACCCAAGGCCACACCCAAGGCCACACCCAAGGCCACACCCAAGGCCACACCCAAGGCCACACCCAAGGCCACACCCAAGGCCACACCCAAGGCCACACCCAAGGCCACACCCAAGGCCACACCCAAGGCCACACCCAAGGCCACACCCAAGGCCACACCCAAGGCCACACCCAAGGCCACACCCAAGGCCACACCCAAGGCCACACCCAAGGCCACACCCAAGGCCACACCCAAGGCCACACCCAAGGCCACACCCAAGGCCACACCCAAGGCCACACCCAAGGCCACACCCAAGGCCACACCCAAGGCCACACCCAAGGCCACACCCAAGGCCACACCCAAGGCCACACCCAAGGCCACACCCAAGGCCACACCCAAGGCCACACCCAAGGCCACACCCAAGGCCACACCCAAGGCCACACCCAAGGCCACACCCAAGGCCACACCCAAGGCCACACCCAAGGCCACUUGCUCCCAAUGGUUGCAAGGAGAUGGCGAGGAGAAGGAGGAGGAGAAGAAGAAGAAGGCGGCAAGCAGGAGAAGAAGGAGGCGGCAAGCAGGAGAAGAAGGAGGCGGCAAGCAGGAGAAGGAGGAGGCGGCAAGCAGGAGAAGGAGGAGGCGGCAAGCAGGAGAAGGAGGAGGAGGCAAGCAGGAGAAGGAGGAGGAGGCAAGCAGGAGAAGAAGGAGGAGGCAAGCAGGAGAAGAAGGAGGAGGCAAGCAGGAGAAGAAGGAGGAGGCAAGCAGGAGAAGAAGGAGGAGGCAAGCAGGAGAAGAAGGAGGAGGCAAGCAGGAGAAGAAGGAGGAGGCAAGCAGGAGAAGAAGGAGGAGGCAAGCAGGAGAAGAAGGAGGAGGCAAGCAGGAGAAGAAGGAGGAGGCAAGCAGGAGAAGAAGGAGGAGGCAAGCAGGAGAAGAAGGAGGAGGCAAGCAGGAGAAGAAGGAGGAGGCAAGCAGGAGAAGAAGGAGGAGGCAAGCAGGAGAAGAAGGAGGAGGCAAGCAGGAGAAGAAGGAGGAGGCAAGCAGGAGAAGAAGGAGGAGGCAAGCAGGAGAAGAAGGAGGCGGCAAGCAGGAGAAGAAGGAGGAGGCAAGCAGGAGAAGAAGGAGGCGGCAAGCAGGAGAAGAAGGAGGCGGCAAGCAGGAGAAGAAGGAGGAGGCAAGCAGGAGAAGAAGGAGGAGGCAAGCAGGAGAAGAAGGAGGAGGCAAGCAGGAGAAGAAGGAGGAGGCAAGCAGGAGAAGAAGGAGGAGGCAAGCAGGAGAAGAAGGAGGAGGCAAGCAGGAGAAGAAGGAGGAGGCAAGCAGGAGAAGAAGAAGGAGGCAAGCAGGAGAAGAAGAAGGAGGCAAGCAGGAGAAGAAGAAGGAGGCAAGCAGGAGAAGAAGAAGGAGGCAAGCAGGAGAAGAAGAAGGAGGCAAGCAGGAGAAGAAGAAGGAGGCAAGCAGGAGAAGAAGAAGGAGGCAAGCAGGAGAAGAAGAAGGAGGCAAGCAGGAGAAGAAGAAGGAGGCAAGCAGGAGAAGAAGAAGGAGGCAAGCAGGAGAAGAAGAAGGAGGCAAGCAGGAGAAGAAGAAGGAGGCAAGCAGGAGAAGAAGAAGGAGGCAAGCAGGAGAAGAAGAAGGAGGCAAGCAGGAGAAGAAGAAGGAGGCAAGCAGGAGAAGAAGAAGGAGGCAAGCAGGAGAAGAAGAAGGAGGCAAGCAGGAGAAGAAGAAGGAGGCAAGCAGGAGAAGAAGAAGGAGGCAAGCAGGAGAAGAAGAAGGAGGCAAGCAGGAGAAGAAGAAGGAGGCAAGCAGGAGAAGAAGAAGGAGGCAAGCAGGAGAAGAAGAAGGAGGCAAGCAGGAGAAGAAGAAGGAGGCAAGCAGGAGAAGGAGAAGGAGGCAAGCAGGAGAAGGAGAAGGAGGCAAGCAGGAGAAGGAGAAGGAGGCAAGCAGGAGAAGGAGAAGGAGGCAAGCAGGAGAAGGAGAAGGGGCAAGCAGGAGAAGGAGAAGGAGGCAAGCAGGAGAAGGAGAAGGAGGCAAGCAGGAGAAGGAGAAGGAGGCAAGCAGGAGAAGGAGAAGGAGGCAAGCAGGAGAAGGAGAAGGAGGCAAGCAGGAGAAGGAGAAGGAGGCAAGCAGGAGAAGGAGAAGGAGGCAAGCAGGAGAAGGAGAAGAAGGCAAGGAGAAGGAGAAGAAGGCAAGGAGAAGAAGAAGGAGGCAAGGAGAAGAAGAAGGAGGCAAGGAGAAGAAGAAGGAGGCAAGGAGAAGAAGAAGGAGGCAAGGAGAAGAAGAAGGAGGCAAGGAGAAGAAGAAGGAGGCAAGGAGAAGAAGAAGGAGGCAAGGAGAAGAAGAAGGAGGCAAGGAGAAGAAGAAGGAGGCAAGGAGAAGAAGAAGGAGGCAAGGAGAAGGAGAAGAAGGCAAGGAGAAGGAGAAGAAGGCAAGGAGAAGGAGAAGAAGGCAAGGAGAAGGAGAAGAAGGCAAGGAGAAGGAGAAGAAGGAGGCAAGGAGAAGGAGAAGAAGGCAAGGAGAAGGAGAAGAAGGCAAGGAGAAGGAGAAGAAGGAGGCAAGGAGAAGAAGAAGGAGGCAAGGAGAAGAAGAAGGAGGCAAGGAGAAGAAGAAGGAGGCAAGGAGAAGAAGAAGGAGGCAAGGAGAAGAAGAAGGAGGCAAGGAGAAGAAGAAGGAGGCAAGGAGAAGAAGAAGGAGGCAAGGAGAAGAAGAAGAAGGCAAGGAGAAGAAGAAGAAGGCAAGGAGAAGGAGAAGAAGGCAAGGAGAAGAAGAAGAAGGCAAGGAGAAGGAGAAGAAGGCAAGGAGAAGGAGAAGAAGGCAAGGAGAAGGAGAAGAAGGCAAGGAGAAGGAGAAGAAGGCAAGGAGAAGAAGAAGGAGGCAAGGAGAAGAAGAAGGAGGCAAGGAGAAGAAGAAGAAGGAGGCAAGGAGAAGAAGAAGAAGAAGGCAAGGAGAAGAAGAAGAAGAAGGCAAGGAGAAGAAGAAGAAGAAGGCAAGGAGAAGAAGAAGAAGAAGGCAAGGAGAAGAAGAAGAAGAAGGCAAGGAGAAGAAGAAGAAGAAGGCAAGGAGAAGAAGAAGAAGAAGGCAAGGAGAAGAAGAAGAAGAAGGCAAGGAGAAGAAGAAGAAGAAGGCAAGGAGAAGAAGAAGAAGAAGGCAAGGAGAAGAAGAAGAAGAAGGCAAGGAGAAGAAGAAGAAGAAGGCAAGGAGAAGAAGAAGAAGAAGGCAAGGAGAAGAAGAAGAAGAAGGCAAGGAGAAGAAGAAGAAGAAGGCAAGGAGAAGAAGAAGAAGAAGGCAAGGAGAAGAAGAAGAAGAAGGCAAGGAGAAGAAGAAGAAGAAGGCAAGGAGAAGAAGAAGAAGAAGGCAAGGAGAAGAAGAAGAAGAAGGCAAGGAGAAGAAGAAGAAGAAGGCAAGGAGAAGAAGAAGAAGAAGGCAAGGAGAAGAAGAAGAAGAAGGCAAGGAGAAGAAGAAGAAGAAGGCAAGGAGAAGAAGAAGAAGAAGGCAAGGAGAAGAAGAAGAAGAAGGCAAGGAGAAGAAGAAGAAGAAGGCAAGGAGAAGAAGAAGAAGAAGGCAAGGAGAAGAAGAAGAAGAAGGCAAGGAGAAGAACAAGAAGAAGGCAAGGAGAAGAACAAGAAGAAGAAGGCAAGGAGAAGAAGAAGAAGGCAAGGAGAAGAAGAAGAAGGCAAGGAGAAGAAGAAGAAGGCAAGGAGAAGAAGAAGAAGGCAAGGAGAAGAAGAAGAAGGCAAGGAGAAGAAGAAGAAGGCAAGGAGAAGAAGAAGAAGGCAAGGAGAAGAAGAAGAAGAAGGCAAGGAGAAGAAGAAGAAGAAGAAGGCAAGGAGAAGAAGAAGAAGAAGAAGGCAAGGAGAAGAAGAAGAAGAAGGCAAGGAGAAGAAGAAGAAGAAGGCAAGGAGAAGAAGAAGAAGAAGGCAAGGAGAAGAAGAAGAAGAAGGCAAGGAGAAGAAGAAGAAGAAGGCAAGGAGAAGAAGAAGAAGAAGGCAAGGAGAAGAAGAAGAAGAAGGCAAGGAGAAGAAGAAGAAGAAGGCAAGGAGAAGAAGAAGAAGAAGGCAAGGAGAAGAAGAAGAAGGCAAGGAGAAGAAGAAGAAGGCAAGGAGAAGAAGAAGAAGGCAAGGAGAAGAAGAAGAAGGCAAGGAGAAGAAGAAGAAGGCAAGGAGAAGAAGAAGAAGGCAAGGAGAAGAAGAAGAAGGCAAGGAGAAGAAGAAGAAGGCAAGGAGAAGAAGAAGAAGGCAAGGAGAAGAAGAAGAAGGCAAGGAGAAGAAGAAGAAGGCAAGGAGAAGAAGAAGAAGGCAAGGAGAAGAAGAAGAAGGCAAGGAGAAGAAGAAGAAGGCAAGGAGAAGAAGAAGAAGGCAAGGAGAAGAAGAAGAAGGCAAGGAGAAGAAGAAGAAGGCAAGGAGAAGAAGAAGAAGGCAAGGAGAAGAAGAAGAAGGCAAGGAGAAGAAGAAGAAGGCAAGGAGAAGAAGAAGAAGGCAAGGAGAAGAAGAAGAAGGCAAGGAGAAGAAGAAGAAGGCAAGGAGAAGAAGAAGAAGGCAAGGAGAAGAAGAAGAAGGCAAGGAGAAGAAGAAGAAGGCAAGGAGAAGAAGAAGAAGGCAAGGAGAAGAAGAAGAAGGCAAGGAGAAGAAGAAGAAGGCAAGGAGAAGAAGAAGAAGGCAAGGAGAAGAAGAAGAAGGCAAGGAGAAGAAGAAGAAGGCAAGGAGAAGAAGAAGAAGGCAAGGAGAAGAAGAAGAAGGCAAGGAGAAGAAGAAGAAGGCAAGGAGAAGAAGAAGAAGGCAAGGAGAAGAAGAAGAAGGCAAGGAGAAGAAGAAGAAGGCAAGGAGAAGAAGAAGAAGGCAAGGAGAAGAAGAAGAAGGCAAGGAGAAGAAGAAGAAGGCAAGGAGAAGAAGAAGAAGGCAAGGAGAAGAAGAAGAAGGCAAGGAGAAGAAGAAGAAGGCAAGGAGAAGAAGAAGAAGGCAAGGAGAAGAAGAAGAAGGCAAGGAGAAGAAGAAGAAGGCAAGGAGAAGAAGAAGAAGGCAAGGAGAAGAAGAAGAAGGCAAGGAGAAGAAGAAGAAGGCAAGGAGAAGAAGAAGAAGGCAAGGAGAAGAAGAAGAAGGCAAGGAGAAGAAGAAGAAGGCAAGGAGAAGAAGAAGGCAAGGAGAAGAAGAAGGCAAGGAGAAGAAGGCAAGGGAAAGAGUAA